Bubalus bubalis (water buffalo) is the source of this 574-nucleotide messenger RNA. Its product is annotated as ubiquitin-like protein FUBI. Bases 158 to 574 code for a protein of 138 amino acids. The record is from RefSeq and is a predicted model, not a curated record. The transcript has a single exon. Gene Ontology annotation, biological process: translation. Lineage: Eukaryota; Metazoa; Chordata; Mammalia; Artiodactyla; Bovidae. Gene Ontology annotation, molecular function: structural constituent of ribosome; protein binding. Gene Ontology annotation, cellular component: cytosolic small ribosomal subunit; ribosome.
GUCCUAUGUCUGGUUCUAACUGUUGCUUCUUGACCUGCAUACAGGUUUCUCAGGAGGCAGAGUAGUCUAGUAUUCCCAUCUCUUUAAGAAUUUUCCAGCUCUUUCUUGACUCCAUCUUCGCAGUAACGGCAGUGGUGUCUGUGAUCUAGUUGCCAACAUGCAGCUCUUUGCGCCCAGGAGCUACACACUCAAGGUGACCGACCAGGAGACCGUUGCCCAGAUCACGGCUCAGGUAGCCUCGUUGGAGGGCAUCCCUCCAGAAAAUCAAGCUCUGCUCGUGGCAGGCACACCCCCAGAGGAUGAGACUACCCCGGGCCAGUUUGGGGUGGAGGCUCUGAGCACUCCGGAAGUAGUUGGCUGCAUGCUUGGAGGUAAAGCCCAUGGUUCCCGGGCCCAUGCUAGGAAAGCCAGAGGUCAGACUCCCGAGGUGGCCAAACAGGAGAAAAAGAAGACAGGCCGGAUCGAGAGGCACAUGCUGUACAACCAGCGCUUUGCCAGUGUUGUGCCCACCUUUGGCAAGAAGAAGGGCCCCAAUGCCAACUCUUCAGUCCUUUGUAAUCUUGACUUUCUCUAA